AGCCCUUUGCAGAAGCAGCUGCAGCGGUCAGGCAGCAUCCAGUGGCGUGCCAGGCGGCCCAGCCCGUUGCUUUACUUUUUGCUACACCAACGUAGUCAUUAUGCCGAAGAGAAAGUCUCCAGAGAAUACAGAGGGCAAAGAUGGGAUCAAACUAACUAAACAAGAGCCCACAAGACGGUCGGCGCGAUUGUCAGCGAAACCGGUGCCACCAAAACCUGAGCCUAAACCAAGAAAAACAUCUGCUAAGAAAGAACCUGGAACAAAGAUUAGCAGAGGCGCUAAGGGGAAGAAGGAAGAAAAGCAGGAAGCUGGAAAGGAAGGUACUGCACCAUCUGCAAAUGGUGACACUAAAGCGGAAGAGAUCCACAUCUCUCGCUCAACUGUUAAUGUCUCAGCCUGCAGAAGCCCCCCACCCAGCACUCUGUCAGUAAAGGGGCAGAUUGAAACAGUGAGAGUUAAGGGCACAGAGAACUAAAUCUAUAGAUAAAGAGGGAGAAUGACUUGUCGUGGAAAACAGGGGUUCAUUUCACGUACCUCUUGGGACAACUUUUAAACGCUAUUUUUACCAAGUAUUUUGUAAAUGCUAAUUUUUUAGGACUCUAUUAGUUGGCAUAAAAUAUAUAUAUGAAGAUGGACAUUUUAUCCUCUUAUGGUGAUUUUUUUUU
Messenger RNA from Acomys russatus (golden spiny mouse), 665 nucleotides. It is a transcript of the gene Hmgn3, whose product is annotated as high mobility group nucleosomal binding domain 3. Lineage: Eukaryota; Metazoa; Chordata; Mammalia; Rodentia; Muridae. The coding region runs from base 101 to 475 and encodes 124 amino acids. Gene Ontology annotation, molecular function: nucleosomal DNA binding. The record is from RefSeq and is a predicted model, not a curated record. The transcript has 7 exons. Gene Ontology annotation, biological process: chromatin organization. Gene Ontology annotation, cellular component: chromatin; nucleus.